Molecule: messenger RNA, 4335 nt
Organism: Rhizoctonia solani
Lineage: Eukaryota; Fungi; Basidiomycota; Agaricomycetes; Cantharellales; Ceratobasidiaceae
Product: EF-hand 1, calcium-binding site protein
Exons: 22
Coding region: 1-4335 (1444 amino acids)
Biological process (GO): small GTPase-mediated signal transduction; mitochondrion organization; regulation of mitochondrion organization
Cellular component (GO): mitochondrial outer membrane
Molecular function (GO): calcium ion binding; GTP binding; GTPase activity
Source: RefSeq, a predicted model, not a curated record
AUGUCGAAUAUAAUUCCGGACCGAUCUGGAAACACAAGUUCCGAACACGUUACCACUGGCUUUCUCACACCAGAUGCCAAUGCCCUUCGCGAGGCCGCCUUGAAAUCUCGACGAAAAAAGAAGAAUAUUGUCAGAGAACAAUUGGCACCAGCACCAACACCUGACCAACAAAUUAUAGAAGUAAAUACCUCACAGCCAUAUAUUUCUCCAGUCGCGGGUGGGGACUCUCCCAUGCACGAUGCAUCUGUAACACCAGCAGUAGACACGUCUGAUCCCCAGAAUAAUCCCACCGAUACCGAGGACGGUGAGAUACCCGAGAGCAGUCAGGAGGGUGAACCUGGUGGCGUUCGUUCCGCUGAGCGAGAUACCAGAGAAAAGACUCCACGCCCACUGUCUGAUGUGGAAAUACGAAGUACUUCCAUACCACGCACCACCGAGUCACUUAAAAACGUUCGCCCUGGGUUAGAUAUGACCUCACAAGAUUUGGCCGAAGCAAAACAUCUGAUACUGGACCUUUUGGGACUCGGUGUGACCCCCGAGUAUCUCGUAGAUUGUGGCGUGUCGCCCCAAUGCCUAGCCGUCUGUUUUUAUGAGUUGAAUCUCAGAUUCCCGCUUAACCUCGAUCGCCGUCAGAUAAAAUUACCUCCUAUUUAUAAUCUAGAUAGACAUAUGAAGGAUUCUCAACGAAGAGAGCAAAUCAUACGCCAGCGCGAUCGUGGUCGGAUACCCCCAAGGCCCAUUCCUCCCGUGAUAUCAACACCCACGGAGGAAACAGGAUUGUCGUCCGACAGAAAGCCAUCGCCGUCUAUUCCUGCGGAUACGGGUGACAAGCCACCCAGCGAACCAUUGCCCUCAAGUCAUCUUGAUAUGAGCACCGAUCAGAAUAACGCUAUCGAAACACCUGAUGCUCAGUUAUCCGAGAAUGCACGGUCAUCGCCUCCGAAAGAGCCUGAUAUCACAUUGAUGGAAGACCAAGAACGAAUGGAACUACUAGCACGCAAGGCUGCUAUGGACAGCAUCAAUAAGAAAAGAGCAGCAAAGACUUCCACUCUCUCUUCGGGUAUCUCUGAACAAUCUGAUGCUCAGCCUCACUCAAUGGAGAUCAAUGACGUAGAAUCGGCUGUAGAUGCUCUGCUCGCCUCCGUCCGGAUGAAUUCUGAGUCAUCGAACCAUUCGGAAGGUAGUCCUAAUAAUUAUCGUGAAGGAGGAUUUGCUGUUGGUGGAGAACAGCUGUCCGACUAUGACUCAGAUGCUAUGGUCGAAGAUGAGCUUGAAACCCGUAGCCCAUCGCCUUCAGAUCCUGACUUUGACGAACCUAUGGAUGCUGCCGUGCUCAUGGAUGAUCACCGCAACAUUUCGCCCGAUCCUAUUCCUCCUACACCAUUACUCAUUCCGUCCCCCAAGCAUAUUCCAACCAGAGUGCGAUUUGAUGCUCCAGAUCAAAUUCGAUCCUCAAGUUUACCAGCACAGCCUACACCCAUUGCAGUCCCUGUAGUAGCACGUAGGUCUCGCCCCAUCGCAUCAGAUUUUAUCGACCAAGCACCACCUCGUCCGUCGAGUACCUCCACGACCCCUCCCGAACGAAGUGCGCUUCUGAAACGAAAACGUAGCUUCGUCGACCCUGCGGUUUGGCCUAAACGGAUUGUGAUAGAUCUGGAUAGCUCAGACGAAGAAGAGGAUCAAGGUGAAGCCGCCUCCGGCUUUGCGUCAUCUAGUAACAAGAGUGGUACCGAUGGAGCGCCGAUUAGAACAGGAAGUCAAGACCAAACGGGAGGGAAUGGACAAGAUCAAGCAGCCCAGAUGCUACUUGAGAAGGAGCUUCAAAUCAAGGCAAUGAUGCAGAAGAUCAAGAUGCGAGAAUUACAAAAGAAGAAGUCCGCAAGUGGAUCAAGAACCCCCAUGACAGGUACUGUUACGCCUGCUACAACAGCCGAAGUAAAUAAGACCACUCCGCCAACUGUCGAAUCACCGUCUUCGCCAAUAACAUCAGCCGUGAAUUUAGCCCAGGCGGAAACUUCAAACUCUGAAAUUCUGCCGACAAUCCCAGUAGUAACGCAAGGCAAGCUUAGCCUUAAAGAACUAGAAGUACCAUCUUUGGUCGAAAAAGAGAAGGACUCCGUCUUGGAUAACUCACUGGAUUCAACUUCACCAAAGAUGGACAAGGGGAAAGGAAAGGCUCUGGAACCUGAAGAUAAUAUUACGAUUAGCUCCACAGUUGAAUGGGACAAUGGAUCUCGACUUGAUCAAUUAUUAAACCCUAAUAGCGAACAGGCACCGGCCUACCUCGUACUGAGUGAUAUGGACGUCUUGGAAUCGUCGCGGCCCCGGUUGCAGACUCACUUCAAGACAUAUGUUUCUCCACUUGCAGGGUUCACCAGUCCAGACCUUCAACGCUCCAGCCCGACAGACCAUCAACUUUCCUCGAUAUUUUGGAUAUCCUCUUCUGCCGGGCAAGACGUGAAUCGCCAGCUUUGCAUGUAUGAGUUCCCCAGUGGUGUCUGCAGAAAUGAAACCUGUAAAGACAUUCAUGUUAGGGAUUUUGGGGCAUCUGAGUACGUGGACAAUGUUCAACACGUUGUGCCAGAGGUAACCAUACCUCCCGAAGUGACACCCGAGAACGUAACGACAUACAUUGUUGACUCGUCGGCUGCUCCCGCUGAUAGGCCCCACCUCGAAUCUGAAAUCCGAAAGGCGCACGUAAUAUGCAUAGUUUAUGCCAUCGAUAAUCCCAACUCAUUUGACCGAGUACCAACGUAUUGGUUGCCUUACUUCAGGUCUUUGGGUGUGAACGUUCCUGUUAUUCUUGUCGGUAACAAGAUCGACUUGCGCGGCGGCGAGGUGUCUAAUGAAGACCUGGAAAGUGAAGUAGCUCCUAUUAUGGAGGAAUUCAAGAUCCUCAAGCCAGCAGCGGUAGAUGCGCUCCGCCGAAUUUUCCGGCUCUGUGAUACUAAUAAAGAUGGGGUUCUCGAUACACACGAACUUAACGAGUUCCAGCAAACUUGUUUUAAAGCGCCUCUUCAACCCCAAGAGGUAGAAGGCAUCAAAUCUAUUCUACGCAGCCAUGACCCUAGCAUGUUACGACCUAUUCCGUCACCAGCCCAUGCAUCACCGAAUGGUUCUCCCCCUCCCACCCCCUCAGCAGAAGAAGGGGUAACGGAAGAUGGGUUUCUGUAUCUUCACACCGAAUUCAUUCGAAGAGCUCGGGUAGAGACAACAUGGAUAGUCUUGCGGCAAUUUGGUUACGCGGAGGACUUGAGACUCACUGAAAGUUGGCUUUCACCCAAAUUCGAUGUCCCUCAUGACUGCUCCGUCGAACUUAGCCCACAAGGUUACCAAUUCUUUACCGACAUCUUUCAGAUAUUUGAUAAGGAUCAGGACGGUGCACUUCGACCUGAAGAGCUGGAAAACCUAUUCAACACAUCUCCCGGUAACCCUUGGGUUGCUGAAGAUGAUGAGGGAGUCGACGGCACCAUAACUCUUCAGCAUUGGUUGGCCAAAUGGAGGUCCACAACCGGAGCACUGAAGAUCACCAAGCCGCGACGCGCAGAGCGCCGUAAGGAUAAAGUAACUCGAAAUGUCUUCCUAUGUUAUGUCGUUGGCGCCGCUGGUUCUGGAAAGACUUCCAUACUCAACGCAUUUAGACAAUUGGCCGGCGGGGGCGUGGAGACCAUGCUCUCAAAGGAUGCCCCCAAGUCGAAAGGCAAGGGAAUCGGAGAGCUCGGUCCAUACCAUCCUACAGAAAAGGUGUUGAGCGUAGUAGGGGCUGUGGAGCUACGCGGAGCUGAAAAAUAUCUAGUGAUGCAAGAGUUUGGCUCUAAGAGCGAGGCUAAUAUGCUUCGAGAUGCUAAGACGAUGGACUUAGCGGAUGUGAUCAUCUACGUACAUGAUUCGAGCGAUACCAACUCAUUUUCAUAUAUCAGUGGUUUAAGACAAAAAUAUAAUUUGGACGAUAUCCCAAGUAUGUUUGUCGCUACAAAAUCAGACCUAGACUUGGCACAACAGGCAGGUAACCGGCACGAGGUUCAGCCUGAUGUUUACUGCCGACGACUUGGCCUACAAGGGCCGUAUGCGGUCAGUAUCAAAAACCCUCAAAUUGCAAACUUGUUCCCAGAAAUAGUUGCAACCGCAAUGAAUCCACUCAGUGCAAUCCCUGGAGGAGCUGAACGAGCGUCCGCUACUUUAGCGCGAAGAAAGAUCGUCCUGAGCAUAGGAGUGGCGAUUGCUGGGAUCAUGGUCGCGUACCGGUCUUUUCUACGACCCAUAGGCUACGGAAGUGGUUGGUGGUCAAACUGGGUCAACUGGAUUAUGGGAGGAGGGAUGCGAAGGGAUUUGUAG